Molecule: messenger RNA, 228 nt
Organism: Dichotomopilus funicola
Lineage: Eukaryota; Fungi; Ascomycota; Sordariomycetes; Sordariales; Chaetomiaceae
Exons: 1
Coding region: 1-228 (75 amino acids)
Source: RefSeq, a predicted model, not a curated record
AUGCGCUUCAGUAUUUCUGUCGCCCUACUCUCCGUCUUGGGCGUCAGCGCUCUGCCCACUCGCCGCGACCCUCCCGGAGGCGGCCUGCACAACCCCGUGGAACCUCCAGGAGGCGCCGUCGCCGUCCGCAACGCCGGCACCCCUACGCCCCUGACUGCGGCCAAUCUCGUCCGCGUUACCCGGCGACAGGUCGAUGUGGAUCCUGGUCUCGGCGCUGACGAUUAUUAG